Schistosoma curassoni is the source of this 916-nucleotide messenger RNA. The record is from the annotation of a GenBank genome assembly. NCBI's taxonomy places the organism in Eukaryota, Metazoa, Platyhelminthes, Trematoda, Strigeidida, Schistosomatidae.
CGGACAUCGGAGCGGUGUUUCGGGUUUUGCGUUAUGGCUAGGUUUGGAGCCAAGGUUAGGGAACUGCGAUUUCUCGUUGCUCAGACUGCUCCUUCGAGCUCUGGAAUUAGGGAUUUUAUUUCACGUCACUAUCUGUCUCUAAAAACUGCUAAUCCUCAUGUGAAGUUUAUGAUUCGUGAAUCAGAAGGGAUCACACCAAAAGUGUUCGCUCGUUAUGAGAUGGGGAAGGAAGACUGCAUUUCAGUGGCAAAUAACACAGCUGAUGAUAUAAUUUCGAAACUUAAGACUCUAGAUCGAGUAUAAAAUGUUUUUUUGUAACGAUUCUACGUAAAUUAGUUUAUAAUUAAUAACUUUGAGGAUAAAUAGCAUUGUUGACAGCUUUAUUCGUUUCUGUCAGUGAAAGAAACAUUUAACUCGUUGAAAUAUAAAUCAAUUAUCGGUGAACUUAUGUUUUAAAACUCAAGGGUUUCGUGAAUGUAAAGUUCUAAUCCCAGAUUAGUUCACUAGAAAAAACGGCAAAGUAUUUUUCAAGGAAUAGGUGUAGCGGGUUAACAUUCUCGCACAAUAGGGGAUCGUUUCUGAUUGCUUAAUUUAUCAGCAAAUCGCAUGAAAAAUCUAUUACGAGGAAUAUUCUUCACAUUGCAGAUUAAACAAAUGGUGGUAGGCUGUCACAUGAAGAUGUUGGAUGUAUUUGAGCUGUAAGUCGUUCACAAAUCCAUGGAUGUCUUGGAAAUUGCCAUAUGGAGGUAUCAAAUAUGUUGAUUAUUGAGUUAUAAUCGCGCUGAUAUUUACGAUGGGAAUCGCAUUUAUGGUGAAGUAACACUAGAUUAACUGUUUCUGUUUUUUUCUUUUACAAGGAAUUCAAGGUAAAUAUAUGUAUAGAAAAUUUAAAUUAUUCACAUAAAACUGAUUAUGG